This is a messenger RNA of Penicillium diatomitis, 11124 nucleotides long. RefSeq lists its product as uncharacterized. The transcript has 4 exons. The record is from RefSeq and is a predicted model, not a curated record. Gene Ontology annotation, molecular function: phosphopantetheine binding; catalytic activity. NCBI's taxonomy places the organism in Eukaryota, Fungi, Ascomycota, Eurotiomycetes, Eurotiales, Aspergillaceae. Bases 1 to 11124 code for a protein of 3707 amino acids.
AUGCCGAAGCUGUAUGCUUUCAGCAAAGCUUCGGGAGUCCCUGUGAAAUCAUUACUACGCAUCGUGUGGGGCAUCGUGUUGAGAUGCUAUACUGGCUCUGACGAUGUCUGUUUCGGCGUGUCUGAACACUCGGAUGUUCAUUCCACCUCAAUUUGCCGUCUUCUAUUCAACGAUGAAAUCCUACUCAGCGGGUUUUUCCAGAGCUACCAGUCGCUAUUUGAGAAGGCCAACGAGAAUCGCGCUGAUCUGUCCGAGGUGAAACAUCACCUUGGGCUUGACGAUGUGUGCCUAUUCAACACACACCUUGCCUACUUUGAAACACCCAGUGAUUCUGUUGAAGAUGCCGAUUCGCUUGCUACGAAUGAUGCAGGCAAGAUCAUUCUUACAGCUAUCGUUAAUGGAGGCCUCGUGGAGAUUCGGUUUACAUUCUUUUCUGACACUGUCACGUCAGCUCAUGCCACCCAUAUCGUCGGCGCGUUUGACCGCAUUAUUGAUGCAAUGACAACCGAUUGGUCUGGUGCCCAGACGCUGGGUACGCUGGACUUGUUGCCAAAACAGUCGUAUCGGCAAAUUCAUGACUGGAAUGCUUACCAGCCCCCUCGGCUUGAGAAGUGUGCGGAUGACUUGAUCAAGCAACAGGCACUUCUUCGUCCUCGAGCGGAGGCUGUUUGCUCUUGGGACAAGAGUUUCACUUAUGGUCAGCUUGAGAUCGUUGCAAGUCGUCUCAGUCGCUAUCUUACCGGUCUGGGAGUAAAGCCCGAGGUAUUUGUCGUCCUGUGCUUCGAGAAAUCAGCAUGGGCGGUUGUUGCUCAGCUUGCUGUUCUGAAGGCUGGUGGUGCAUUCGUGUCCAUCGACCCAACACAUCCCGACAGUCGCCUUAAGACAUUGAUUGACGAGAUUGGCGCAGAGCUUGUUCUGUGCUCCUCUUCCAUCCAGUCAAAACUUGCAAAGAUUUGCAAGAAGGUCUUUGGCGUAUGUCAGAAGUCCAUCUCUCAGCUUCCUGAGUCUCCUCUUGUGCUUCCCCCUACUCGUCCUUCGCCGCACAAUGCUGCGUAUGCGAUUUUCACUUCUGGUACGACCGGCAAGCCAAAGGCAACCGUGGUUGAGCAUGUGGCUUUGAGCACAACAGCUGCUGCCCUGAAGACGGCUCUUCACAUGGACACGCAAACUCGCUCGUUGCAAUUCUCCAACUACACCUUCGAUGUCAGUGUGCUUGACACUCUCAUGAUUUUAAUGACCGGUGGCUGUGUUUGUGUGCCCAGUGAAGAAGAACGAAUGAACAAUCUCGCCGGCGCUAUUCAACGCAUGGAUGCCAACUACAUGGCGAGCCCGCCUGCAAUCAUGAACACUCUGGAUCCCAAGAGCGUACCAAAUCUGAAGACAAUCAUCACAGGUGGCGAAAAGAUGCCUUCUCAUCAUAUUGACCGAUGGCGUGAUCGCUUCGUCGUGAAUGCAUAUGGACCGUCCGAGGCCGCAGUGUGUGCUACUGCGGGUGUGAAGGUUGACUGGGAAGGCACUCGUGUCAAUGAUGACCCAACUUCUAUCGGAUUCGCAGUCAACUGCCGGGUCUGGAUCGUUGACCCUAACAACUACAAUCGGCUGCUCCCUGUCGGUGCAGUUGGCGAAUUGCUUCUGGAAGGAAGUAACAUUGCGCGCGAGUAUCUGGGCAACCCGGACAAGACGAAGGCGGUCUUUGUCAAAGAACCGACGUGGAGUCAGCAUGCAGGCCUCGCCGACUUGUUUCGGCGUAAGGACCGCAUGUAUCGUACCGGUGAUCUAGUCCGGUACAAUCCCGACGGUUCAUUAACGUUCGUUUCACGCAAAGACACGCAAAUCAAAUUCAACGGGCAACGCAUUGAACUUGAAGAGAUCGAGCAUCAAUGUGUCUCAUGUCUUCCGGAAGGCUCACAGGUGGCAGUGGAUGUUGUAGUGCCUCAAGAAAGAAGCGUCUCGCGAAGUCUUGCCGCUUUCUUCACAGUAUAUGACCACGACUCUUUCCAGGGUGGCAGCAAAGACGACUUUGCACCCACUGUUCAGGGUGCUGAUCCACUACUUCUUCCCAUAUCUGUUUCCAACAUGGACACCAUACAGAAGUUGAAGAGCUCUCUUCCAGACCUUCUCCCCCAAAGCAUGAUGCCUAGAUUAUUUUUCCCCUUGCGAAACCUUCCCUUUACAUCUUCUGCCAAGAUUGACCGUCGCCGCCUUCGUGCUAUGGUUCAAACUCUGCCAAGGGAUAUCCUGAAGUCGUACGUCACUUUCAAGGCAACCACCGACGAAGAGAUCCGGUGCUCGAAUGGAGUCGAUGCCAAGCUCCGCGAACUCUGGGAGAAAACUCUUGAACUUGAGUCGGGAUCGGUGAGAAACAACGACAGCUUCUUCGCACUGGGGGGUGAUUCCUUCUCGGCGAUGAAUCUCGUCGGAGCUGCUCAAGCAGAAGGAAUUUCGCUCACUGUCGCUACCAUCUUCAAACAUCCUACCCUGAUCGAGAUGGCUCAGGCUUGCUCGGUUUCAUCUGAAGUUUUGCCCUCUGCCCACAAGCCCAUCAAGCCAUUCUCUCUCAUUCCGUCCUCAGUCAAUCUCGAGGGUCUUUUGGAAGAGAUUUCCGAGGCCUGUGGAUUACAGAAUGAUGAGAUCGAAGAUGUCUAUCCAUGUAGCGCUGUUCAGGAGGGUCUUCUGACCAUGUCGGUGAAGCAACAGGGCGCCUAUGUUGCGCAACCAGCUUUCCGGCUCGCUGAAGGCGCUGAUCUCGCACGCUUCAAACAAGCAUGGCAGCAGACAGUGGACGACUUGGAAAUUUUGAGAACCAGAAUUUUGCACACAGAAGAGAUGAAGUUUGUGCAAGUGGUCGUCAAGGAUGCCCCCAUUGAUUGGAUUCAUGCAGGCUCAUUUGAUAAAUUGCCUCAUGACAUCGCGAAUAUUCCAAGUCAUGAUGGUGCUCCCCUGACUGGAUACGCUAUUGUCCAAUCACUGACUUCUUCCACCCGCUUCUUUGUCUGGUUUGUCCAUCACUCUCUCUACGAUGGCUCAAGCAUUCCUCUUGUCUAUCGGAGAUUUGAAGAGAACUACAGAAAGGUGCAGGCAAAGGCAGUGGCAACUCCCUACAAUCUGUUCAUUGACUACCUUGCCAGAAAUGAUAGAGCUGACAGUGAUGAGUUCUGGAAGAGCUAUUUUGCUGGCAUCUCUGCCACUCCUUUCCCCCAGAACAAAAACACAGUGCCUGAUGCGCUUCGAGCUGGUAACACUCAGCUGUACACUGUUGAAGUCGCGCGGCCUCCCAACUCUGUGGACUUCACCCUUCCAGUUCUCCUGCGCGCAGCAUGGGCCCUUGUUCUUGCAACUCACACAGGCAAUGGGGAUGUUUGCUUUGGCGAGACUCUUUCUGGUCGCAACAUUGACCUGCCUGGGGUAGGCAACAUCGCGGGUCCUGUUCUAUCCACAGUCCCGACACGUGUCUUGGUCGAUCCGGGCAUGGCGAUUGCCGAUCUUCUCAGUCAGAUCAAUCAAUCCACAACAGAGAUGAUUCCUCACCUUCAUGCAGGCCUCCAACGUAUUCGCGCGAUUAACCAAGAUAGCUCCUCGGCCUGCGGGUUCCAAAACCUCUUGGUCAUCCAAUCGACAAACGGACAGCUAGACAGCGAUAUCUGGAUUGAUGAAAAUAUCAACACCUCUGAAGACUUUUUCACCCACCCACUUGUCAUUGAAUGCGGCGUCUCGAAGACUCAUGUCUCAUUCACCGUUCAUCAUGACGAACUUGUCAUCAAUGGCUGGCAAAGCAAACACUUGGCCGAACAAUUCGGUCAUGUGCUAAGACAAUUGAUCUCUACCCCCAAGACAAGCUUGGACAGGGUUGGAUCCAUCGAGAUGAUCAGCUCCGAGGAGAAACUGGAGAUUGCUCGCUGGAAUCAGCGUCAGAUACCCUCCAUCGAUCGAUGCAUCCAUGGAUACAUUGAGGAAAUGAGCCUCAAGACACCCAAUGCGCCUGCGGUCUGUGCUUGGGACCAAGAAUUGACCUACAAGGAGUUCUGGGAUGCAGCUUCCUCCUUCGCCAAUUACCUUGCAUCCCGUGGCGUGGGCCCUGAGGUCUUCGUGCCGGUUUGCCUCGAUAAGUCUGCCUGGGCGAUGGUAACUCUCAUCAGCAUUCUGAUCGCUGGUGGGGGCUAUGUUCCCUUGGAUCCUCAUCACCCAGUGUCCCGACAUGAGGAAAUACUCAAGGAUGUCGGUGCUACCAUGAUUCUGUGCACGCCUUCUUACAGCAACCGAUACCGUCAACUUGUCAAGACCGUGAUCCCAGUUAGCAAAGAUACACUGAGAGCUUAUGGAUCUUUGAACGCUUCACACACAGCCCGAAAACAGGUCCGACCAUCGAACAUGGCCUACACUCUCUUCACUUCUGGAUCCACUGGGCGCGCCAAGGGCAUUGUUGUUGAGCAUCGAAAUGCAGUCAGCAGUAUCAUGGCAUUCGGGCCAAUGACCCUAAUGGGCCCGGAAUCCAGAGUCUUCCAGUUCGCCUCUCUGACUUUUGAUGCUGCAAUCAUGGAGACACUCGCAGUUCUUAUGCUCGGCGGUUGUAUUUGUGUUCCCAAUGAGGAUGAACGCUUGAAUGAUGUCGCCGGCGCUAUGAGACGUCUGAAUGUCACAUGGACUUUCCUUACACCCUCCAUUGCCAGUAUCAUCGAGCCGUCAUCAGUUCCUUCGUUGAAGAUCCUUGUCGUGGGUGGCGAGAAGAUGUCUCAAGAGGUCAUUACGAAGUGGGCCAAUGUCGUUCACCUCAUGAAUGGAUAUGGGCCUACAGAAACCGUCGUUUUCGCUGUGGUCGAUACUGCGGUCGCUGCCAGCCGUGACCCAGCACGUAUCGGCUACGGUAUUCCAUGUACCUUGACUUGGAUUGUUGAUGCGGAUGAUCACAAUCGCCUUGCUCCACUCGGUGCGGUUGGCGAGCUUGCCCUUGAAGGUCCAGCUCUCGCGCGAGAGUAUCUCAAGAACCCCCAGAAAAAUGCGGAAGCUUUCGUCAAUGACCCCGCAUGGGUCAAAGACUUCCUUUCUCCUAGUUCUGUGUCUUCGUCUCGUCGAAUUUACAAGACGGGUGACCUUUGCUAUUACAACCCUGAUGGUUCUAUUGAGUACAUCAGCCGGAAGGACCACCAGAUCAAACUUCAUGGCCAACGAAUGGAGCUAGGGGAGAUUGAACAUCGACUCUCGGAGCACUCGGCAGUUCGUCAUGCGGUGGUCAUUCUGCCCAAGGCUGGGCCCCUGAAACAACGUCUUGUGGCGGUUCUUUCUGCGUCCGACAACAACAAUGAUGAAAAAUUGAUUUCAGACAAGGCAUGCGAGCUGCUCGAGCCUGACCACAUGCAGAAUGGUGGCUUGAGUAGGCUUGUCGACAUUCAGAAGAGUUUGGAGUCACAGCUUCCGGUCUAUAUGGUACCUCAAACUUGGGCCCUUAUCAAAAAGCUUCCCAUGCUUGUGUCGGGCAAACUUGACCGGAAGAAGAUCUCGGCCUGGCUUGAAAACAUUGACGAUGGUUCUUACGAGCGCAUCAUGCAGGACUUUGAUCAGAUGAAGCGAGGUGUGGUUCAAAAGCCAGAGACUCACCAGGAGAAAGAAGGGCCAGUGAAGGUUGUCCGUGAAAUCAUUGCCCAGGUACUCAAUAUAUCGUUGCAGAAGGUCAACCUAGAUCGCUCCUUUGUGAGUCUAGGCGGCGAUAGCAUCACUGGAAUGGCUGUAAUCUCAAAGGCGCGCAAGCAGGGUUUGGUCGUGACACUGAAUGACAUCUUGCAAUCCAAGUCUGUCAAAGAGCUGGCUCAAGUCGCUCAAACGAAAAAGUCGACUUCGUCUCGACAUCAAGAGAAGGCAGGAGAAGGAUUUGCGUUGUCACCCGUUCAGAAGCUCUACACUCAAUGUUCGAACUUUUUCAAAGGAGAAGCUCGAUUCAAUCAAAGCAUCACAGUUCGCAUUGCUCGAAGAGUUGAGAGCGAGGUACUUCGCCGUGCCAUCACCGCUGUCACAAGCCAACAUGCAAUGUUGCAUGCUCGAGUCUACAAGAAGAAUGGCAUUUGGCAACAGAAGAUCGUGGAGGAUGUCGAUGAUUCUUAUCAAUUCCGUACUCAUUCCAUCACGAAUACUCGCGUGAUGGUAUCAAAGAUCGCGGAAAGCCAAAAUUGCCUUGAUCCCUUCAAUGGCCCGAUCUUCGCGGCAGAUUUGUUCAAUCUCCAGACUGGAGGCCAAAUUCUGUUCCUUGUCGCGCAUCACAUGAAUAUUGAUAUGGUGUCAUGGCGUAUCAUUCUCCAGGAUCUGGAGGAGUUCAUUGUCUCAGGAUCGCUGUCAGAUGACAAGGCCAUGUCUUUCCAGACCUGGUGUUCCAUGCAGGCUGAGCGUGCUAAAGUCCAUGAUAUUAACCUUGCCCUUCCGUUUACAACGAAAGUAACCGACUUGAACUACUGGGGCAUGACUGGAGUCGCAAACCAGUACGGCGAUAUCCAAACGGACUCGUUCACUUUGAGUGAAGAAACCACCAGCAUUCUGCUUGACGACUGUCAUCGAGCCUUUGGCACUGACACAGUCGACCUUCUGCUGGCGGCGACCAUCAGCUCAUUCCAAAGGGCCUUCACGGACCGAAGUGUCCCCACGAUCUACAACGAAGGUCACGGUCGAGAGUCGUGGGAUUCAAGCGUCGAUCUGUCCAGGACAGUGGGAUGGUUUACAACAAUGACACCGCUUAAUAUCGAUGAAAAAGAAGGUUCGAACACAGUUUCCGCAAUAUUUGAUGAAAUCUGUCAAGCUAAAUACGCAGCAGGAGACAUUGUCAACAUCGUCAAGCGUGUUAAAGACACACGAAGAAGUAUCACGGAAAACGGGCGCCCAUACUUUGCCAAAAGCAUCCUAGAGUCUGGCCAGAACUCUUGCAAGGAUUUCCCGGUGCCUAUGGAAAUCCUGUUCAAUUACCUUGGCAGGCUCCAGCAACUUGAGCGUGCGGAUUCCCUUUUCCGCCAUCAGAAGGAGAGCGUCGUCAAAACCUCUGACUUUGCUGCUGCUGGUGACAUGGGGCCCGAGACAACCCGGUUCGCGCUGUUCGAGCUUUCCGCUAUCAUUCUCAACGACUGCUUGACGGUUUCAUUUACUUACAACCGCAAAAUGUCUCACCAAUCCAAGAUUCAGACCUGGAUUCGACAAUGCAAGCAGACUCUCGAGGUUGAAGUCUCUGUCCUCAAAAAUGCAGCUCCGGAACCCACGCUCUGCGAUUAUCCUUUGCUUCCCCUUGAUUACAGCAAUUUGAGGACUCUUACGGCAAUGACUUUCAGAAAGCUCGGUAUUCGGAACAAGGAUGAGGUGGAGGAUAUUUACCCUUGCUCUCCAAUGCAGGAGGGAUUGUUGCUAAGUCAACUCCGCGAUCCAAGUGCGUACAUGUUCCACACUGUUUUCGAAGUAAGAGAUACCCGAUCUGCAAAGGUGGACCCUGAAAGGCUCGCAACCUCGUGGCAACUCCUGGUGGACCGCCAUCCAGUCUUGCGCACCGUCUUCGUGGACAGCAUCUACAGCGGAGGUUCCUUUGACCAGCUUGUCCUGCAUGAUGUUUCAGACAGCGUUCUACGCGUUGAAUGCUUCGAUUCACAAGUUGAGAACAAGCUGAAGGCGAUAUCGCUCCGCGACUUGAACGCUAUCAGGCCCGCAAAGCUCUCGCACCAAUUCACCGUUUGUAAAACACCAGGUGGGCGCGUGAUUGUCAAGCUUGAGAUUAACCAUGCAAUUAUCGAUGGAGGCGGCGUCGAUAUUCUUCUUCGUGACUUGGCUUUGGCCUACGAUGGUCGACUCGCCGACGGUCUGGGCCCGAAAUUCAGUGACUACAUCCAAUUCAUCAGAUCGCAGAGUCAGGAAUCGGCGCUAGCUCACUGGAAGGGUUAUUUGAACGAUGUGAGACCUUGUCAUGUCAAGUCUGCUGUGUCCUUCCUCAAAAAGAGACAGUUGAAGGGCAUUCUCAUGGAUUUCGCACGUUAUCCUGAACUCCUCAAGUUCUGCGAGCAGGCCUCAGUCACGCUUGCCAAUUUGACCCUCUCGGCUUGGGCAAUUGUUUUGCGUGACCUCACACGCAGCGAGAAUGUAUGCUUCGGGUAUCUGUCCGCUGGUCGUGAUGCGCCUGUGAAUGGCAUUCAAGACAUGGUUGGUAUCUUCAUCAACAUGCUUUGUUGCCGGGUCAAGUUUUCCCGGGACCAAACUUUGGCCGAUAUCUCCAAAAAGGUCAACGAGGACUACAUUCGCAGCAUCCCGCACCAAAGCUGUUCUCUCGCGAGUAUCCAGCACGAACUCGGUCGGCAAGGUCAGUCUCUAUUCAACACGACUCUAUCCAUUCAGAACCAUGGCGUGGGUGGAGGCAUGAAGGAAAAGGGUUUGAAGUUUGAUCUUCAACAUGCACAUGAUCCCAGUGAAUAUGCGGUCACGGUGAACGUCGAUAUCUCUCGCGGCUCUGAGGGAAUUAUGCUUCGUUAUUGGAAUGACAUGGUGAGCGAUGAUCAAGCGCAAUACAUGGUCGAAAGUAUUGCCAAGGUCUUUGAGGGUUUCAUCGAGUCACCAUCAGCUACUGUUUCCUCGUUCAAACUCGAGCCAGAUGUCAUUGAGGGCCAGGCCUCUGACUGGGCAGUGUCUCAGUCCACACUGAAUGAGAAAUCGCGCUCUGGAUUCGAGAGCAUUGAUGAUGCUGCGAUUCAAAAAUUGGUCGACAAUCGGGUGCAUCAGAUCAUUGAGCAGAUGGUAAGGGAGGGGAAGCUGAUGGUGCCGCACUCGCACCAAGAAAGUUUGGCAGCUGUCCAACAAGAUGAAGAUCAGGAUGAAUAUGAAGAUGAGCUCGACUCCUCUUACCAAUUAGAUAGACUGCGAGGAACAGCGGAUGAUUCCGGUGUUUGCUCUGCAUCAUCACGCUCAAGCGAAGAUGCCUUCGGAGUCGACCUUGAGAAGAGACUGUGGAUCCUUUGGAGUACUGCUUUAGGUAUAUCUCCGAAUGUUGUGCGACACCAGGAUAGCUUUUUCAAGCUUGGUGGUGACAGUAUCACAGCGAUGAAAAUGGUCAGCGCUGCUCGUGAGGACGGUAUGAUUCUGACAGUUGCGGAUGUCUUCAACAAUCCUGUUUUUGCAGACAUGCUCGCAACUGUGCGCGCAGCCGGUGCCACUCAGCGAAUGUUGGAUGUGGACCUGAAGCCUGCUUCGAAAGAUGUCGAGUCUUUCAUUGAUAGCAAGCCCACCACCUUGGCACCAACUCCCUCGACUGACAGCAUUGCUGUUCUCACGUCGAUCAAGACUCUGGAUGAUGCCUCCUUGCAAAACGGCAUUUGCCCAAAGAUUGGUGUUUUCAAGGGCGGUAUUGCAGACGUUCUCCCAGUAACUGACUUCCAAGCUAUGUCACUCACAGCAACUCUGUUCAAGUCUCGCUGGAUGCUCAACUACUUCUUCUUGGAAGGAAAUGGGCCUUUGGACCUCCGUCGCCUCAGAGAAAGCUGCUUGAAGCUUGUUGAUGCAUUUGACAUCCUCAGAACCGUUUUCGUCUGCUUCCAUGAUCAAUUCUACCAAGUCGUCCUUCGCAAGAUACGACCGAGCAUCUUUGUAUAUGAAACGGAUCGCGGCAUGGACGAGUUCACGAUGAGCUUGCAGCAGCGCGAUCGCGAGUAUGGACCACGUGAAGGAGAGCAAUACGUUCAGUUCUAUGUCGUCAAGAAGAAGAGCAGUGACGAACAUCGCAUCAUGAUUCGUCUCUCUCACACCCAGUAUGACGGAGUAUGUUUAUCAAAGAUUAUGUCUGCGAUCAAACUGGGCUACGAAGGCAGUCCACUUCCCCCAGUCACUCCAUUUGCCAGUUAUCUUCGCCAACUUCCAGGAACGAUUGGUCCGGAUCACUACAACCACUGGACGAAUCUGUUGAAGGGUUCGCAGAUGACCCAGGUCGUGCGUCGUAAGGGGACGACCAUGUUCCAGAACGUUGGCUCAUUUGCAGAAAUUCGCAAAACCAUCGAAGUUCCUCCGACCGCUUUGGGCAAUGUCACAAUUGCGACUGUCAUGCAAGCUGCAUGGGCCAUUACAUUGGCCAAGCUCUCCGCUCAAUCGGACGUUGUCUUCGGAUUAACAAUCAGUGGCCGAAACGCAACCGUACCGGGGAUUGAGAACACCGUUGGUCCCUGCGUGAAUGUGAUUCCGGUUCGUGUGAAGUUUGAUGAGAAGUGGACCGGUGUUGAACUCUUCCGUUACCUUCAAGAUCAACAGGUCUCCAACAUGCCAUUCGAAUCGCUUGGCUUCCGCGAGAUCAUCAGACAAUGCACCGACUGGCCCGCAUGGACCUACUUCACAACCUCGGUGUUCCACCAGAAUGUCGACUAUGAGGGCUCGCUUGAGCUUGACAACAUCAAGUACCGUAUGGGCGGCGCUGGUGUCAAUGACAAUUUUGCGGACCUCACUCUUGUCUCCCGUCCUGCGGACGACCGAAGCUUGAAUGUAACCCUCGGAUAUUCGGAGAAGGGCCCUAUCGUACCUGCUUUCGCCUCCAAGGUGCUAGACAUGGUCUGUGAGAUUGUCCAAUCCCUGGUCGCAAACCCUUCAACCGUUUUACCCUCCCCGAGCAUGUUACGCGCGUUCCCAACGCAAGUAGUUGAUGACCUCCCGUGGGCCACGGACGAGCAUUACCUUAGCUCUCACCUCAAGACUCGCUCCAUCGCUGAGCUCUUGGUUCACUCCGAUGUCCUGUCACGCUCAUGGAAUCAAGUUCUACCCAAUCAGGAUGUAGGCCAGCUUCCUGUUUUGGAAGACUCAAAUGCCAGUCCCAGCGCUUUCCAACUCGACUCGUCAUUCUUCGACCUUGGUGGUGACAUCUUCAAUAUGGCCCAGCUCACAUGGCUUCUUGAACAAGAAGGACUCAAGGUUUGUCUUGAGGACCUCUUGGAGCAUCCAUCCUUCCUUGGUCAGAUGGCUGUGCUGGCUUUACACAAUGCUCCACAAAACGAACAGCCCAAUCCACACCUUGCUAGUGGUGCCAUUCCCGCCGAUUCCGCUGCCACCACACGCGUGGAAAAGAAGAAGACCUGGGAGAAAGCGAUGACAAUUGCUCGCAAAUUGACCCGGCGAAGCAUGGUCUUGCCAAACAAUGCUUAG